This is a messenger RNA of Beta vulgaris subsp. vulgaris (sugar beet), 636 nucleotides long. RefSeq lists its product as uncharacterized. NCBI's taxonomy places the organism in Eukaryota, Viridiplantae, Streptophyta, Magnoliopsida, Caryophyllales, Amaranthaceae. The transcript has 3 exons. Bases 1 to 636 code for a protein of 211 amino acids. The record is from RefSeq and is a predicted model, not a curated record.
AUGGCUGAAACCCCUGAACAACUACUUGAGAGACUGAGAUCUCUAGAACAACUUUCGCAACGUAUGGGUUUAGUGUUGCAAAACCAAUUAGGGAAUAAUGGUGAAAAGGACCCACAAGCUGCUAUGGCAAAGAAGUUAGCAACCCUUAAACCUCCGAUCUUUGUAGGAAAGGAAUGGCUAAGGGACUUUGAUAAUUUAUUCACUGCUACUGGGACACCUGAAGCUCAAAAAGUAGACCAAGCUACCUUUUAUUUGAGGGAGGAUGCAGACACUUGGUGGGAGAGUCAAGGACCUAUUGUUAGAGCUCAGGAAAACUUUAAUUGGAAUGCUUUUAAGGAGUAUGCCCAAAAGUUCAAUGAGUUAGCUAGAUUUUGUCCUAAUGUUGUGCCAGAUGAGAGACCAAGGCUCAAAAGUUUGAGGAUGAACAACAACAACCGUCCCUAUAACAAUAACAACUCCCAGGGUCAGACUUCGAAUGCUCAAGGAGGGAACACUACUCAGCAUAAUGGUCAGAAUAACAAUCGAGCAAAUGGAGGAAACAACAAUCAGAACAUCAAUGGAAAUGGCGCUCGAGGCAACAAUGGAAGAAUCUAUGUUAUGAACCAGAAUGAAGCAGACACCAAGCCAAUGUUGUGA